AUGGCCCAACUAGAUACGAUGGACAUCCUCGUCCUGGUGGUGCUACUGUUGGGCACGCUCGCCUACUUCACCAAGGGUAAAUACUGGGCUGUUCAGAAGGAUCCCUAUGCCACCUCGCUUGCAAACGGCACUGUCGGCAAGGCGGGCAAGAGCAGGAACAUCCUCGAGAAGAUGGACGAGUCCGGCAAGAACUGUGUCAUCUUCUAUGGAUCGCAGACGGGCACUGCCGAGGACUAUGCAUCUCGGCUGGCAAAGGAAGGUUCGUCUCGCUUCGGCCUAAAGACGAUGACGGCGGACUUAGAGGAUUACGACUACGACAAUCUCGAUCAAUUCCCCGAGGACAAGGUGGCCUUCUUCGUCCUUGCCACGUACGGCGAGGGUGAGCCGACAGACAACGCCGUGGAGUUCUACGAAUUCAUCAGUAGCGAGGAUGUGUCGUUCAGCGAGAAGGGUGGGAUUGAGGAGAAGGCGCUGGGGGGCCUACAAUAUGUCGCAUUCGGUCUAGGUAACAACACGUACGAGCACUAUAACUCCAUGGUUCGCAACCUCACGAAGUUCAUGGACCGCCUUGGCGCUAAACGCAUCGGAGACGCUGGGGAGGGUGACGAUGGCGCUGGCACAAUGGAAGAAGAUUUCCUGGCCUGGAAGGAACCGAUGUGGGCUGCAUUGAGCUCGGCGAUGAACCUUGAGGAGCGCGAAGCAGUCUACGAGCCGGUAUAUGAGGUCACGGAGAAGCCAGAUAUGAGCGCGGAUGACGACCUUGUGUACCUGGGCGAGCCGAACAAGAACCACUUGGAAGGUCACUCCAAAGGUCCGUACAAUGCGCAUAACCCAUAUAUUGCGCCCAUUGCAGAGUCGAAGGAGCUUUUCAAUGACAAGACACGCAACUGCUUGCAUAUGGAGAUUGACGUUUCUGGCUCAAACCUGUCGUACACCACCGGCGAUCACAUCGCCAUCUGGCCUACGAAUGCCGGCAAGGAGGUCGAUCGGUUCCUGAACAUUCUUGGGUUGACCGACAAGCGGCAUAUGGUCAUUGCUGUAAAAGGCCUGGACGCCACUGCAAAGGUACCCUUCCCAUCUCCAACCACAUAUGACACUGUGGUGCGGUACCACCUCGAGAUUUGUGCUGGCCUUUCUCGCCAAUUCGUGUCGUCUCUUGCCCAGUUUGCGCCGAACGAGACCAUCAAAGCCGAAAUCACCAAGAUUGGCAGCGACAAGGACUACUUUCACGAGCAUGCCGCAUCCAAGAACUACAACAUUGCGCAGUUCCUCGAGGCAAUGGGUAAUGGCGAGAAGUGGACGAAGAUCCCAUUUACACUUUUCAUCGAAUCUCUGAACAAGAUCCAACCACGAUACUACUCCAUCUCCUCCAGCUCGCUAGUCCAGGAUAAGAAGAUCUCCAUCACUGCCGUUGUCGAAUCGCUCGAGGCCGUGGGUGCACCGCAUGUCGUAAAGGGCGUCACGACCAACUACCUGCUUGCUCUGAAGCAGAAGCAACACGGUGAUCCCCACCCGGAUCCUCAUGGCCUGGACUACGCGAUCGGCGGUCCACGCAACAAGUACGAUGGCAUCCACGUUCCGGUCCACGUCCGGCACUCCAACUUCAAGCUUCCGUCAGACCCAUCAAGACCUGUCAUAAUGGUGGGUCCUGGUACCGGCGUUGCCCCGUUCCGUGGUUUCGUGCAGGAACGGGCACAGCAGGCUAAGAACGGUGAGAACGUGGGCAAGACAAUCUUGUUCUUCGGUUGCCGCAACUCGCGUGAUGAUUUCUUGUACGCAGACGAAUGGAAGCAAUACGCGGAAGAUAUGGGCGACAAGUUUGAGCUCGUCACCGCCUUCUCGCGAGAAGGACCAAACAAGGUUUACGUGCAGCACCGCCUCAAGGAAAAGGCUGAGGAGGUCAACAAGCUGCUUGAGCAGAAGGGUUACUUCUACGUCUGCGGUGAUGCCGCAAACAUGGCACGUGAGGUCAACGAGGUGCUGGCACAAAUUAUAUCGGAGCAAAGAGGUAUUCCGAAGGAGAAGGCAGAGAGCAUUGUGAAGCAGAUGCGGACGAGCAACCUCUACCAAGAGGAUGUCUGGUCGUGA
Molecule: messenger RNA, 2088 nt
Organism: Baudoinia panamericana UAMH 10762
Lineage: Eukaryota; Fungi; Ascomycota; Dothideomycetes; Mycosphaerellales; Teratosphaeriaceae
Exons: 3
Coding region: 1-2088 (695 amino acids)
Cellular component (GO): cytosol
Molecular function (GO): FMN binding; flavin adenine dinucleotide binding; NADPH-hemoprotein reductase activity
Source: RefSeq, a predicted model, not a curated record